Messenger RNA from Cottoperca gobio, 7522 nucleotides. RefSeq names its product family with sequence similarity 13 member B (gene fam13b). Lineage: Eukaryota; Metazoa; Chordata; Actinopteri; Perciformes; Bovichtidae. The record is from RefSeq and is a predicted model, not a curated record. Gene Ontology annotation, biological process: signal transduction. The transcript has 25 exons. Bases 411 to 3671 code for a protein of 1086 amino acids.
UAAGCAACGACCUGCAAACGGGCAUCCGAGCCAGUCCGAGCAAAAAAAACAAAACAGGAACCACAUUAUUUUCGAGUGUCUUUGCUAUGUUCCCGACGAUAUUUCUACACCGUCUGAUUUGAUCUCAUCGAAGUCGCCGUCUCUCCAGACAUCAGCUACAGAAAACAAACAAGAAAUUAAUGCAUCUCGCUGCGCGUUGCUGUUUGUUUUGACCUGUGUAGUUAUUAAAGAAUCCUGCAAGAAGGAUUAGCGGUCCGUCAAUGAGGAACUACCGGCUCAUCUUCUGCCACAACCUGAAGCAGCCAUAGAUGGUUUGGUGGUUCACUGGCUAGGGGAGGAGAGGAUAGGACACACUUUCACUGCUACACGACGUGAGGUCUUGGCGGGGCUGUGGUGAGGAGGCGGCGGCAAUGAGGAAGAGCGUGUCUCCGUUGCCAGGCAACGAGGGCGGGAGCUCAGCCAGCACCACGCGUGUUUUUGGCGUUCCUUUGGAGGAGGUGACGCGCACACACACAAUCAGUGGCCAUGAGGUUCCUGCGCUGGUGAAACACAUCGUCGACUACAUCGAGGAGCAUGGUCACCUGGAUCUGGAGGGGCUCUUCCUUGUUAAUGGCAAUGCAGAGCGUGUGGAUUGGCUGCGCCAGCGUUAUGACAGCGGUGAGGAGGUGGAGCUAGAGAAGGAGGCGGACCUGGCGUCAGCGGUCAGUUUGCUCCGGCUCUUCCUGCAGGAGCUUCCUGAGCCGAUUAUACCAACGGCGAUACAGGGGCACAUUCUACAGCUACACCAAGAUUACAGCAAUGAAGAGGAUCUGUUCAGAAACUUGAAGUACCUGCUGCAGCAGCUUCCUCAGCUCAACUACGGCCUGCUGCGUUUCCUGUGCCGCUUCCUGACCAGCGUGGCUUCCCUUCAGCAGGAGAGCUGGAACAUCGGGACGCUGGCCGCUGUCUUCGGUCCAGACAUUUUCCAUCUGUCAACAGAAGGAGAAGACCUUCGAGACCAGGAGUCGGUCAGCAGAGUGUUGGCGGAGCUGUUGGACAACCAAGAGGGCCUGUUUGACUCGGAGGAAGAUGACGUCUCCACCACCAACGACUACAGCUCCAUCAAUGAACAGAUCACAGAGCUGUUAGACGAUGAGAAGUGUGAGGCCGAAUGUGAAGAGCUGCCUCAGGACGGAGAGGAGGGUCCUGCCUCCUCUGACUCACCACAACACACACGCACUGAUGACAGCCCCUCAGCCAGCUCCCACCUCUCCCCCAUAUCCAUCCUGCCUGCUGACUCUGCUGAGAUAAUCCAGCGAACCAUCAGGGCUGCAGUGGAGCAGCACUUCUUUGAGCUGAAAACAUCCAUCGACCAAGACAUCAGCAACUAUGACAGCCAAGGGGUAAGUCCCAGUGAGCCUGUAGACCGGGGUUGUCGUGGAGACAAGGAGCAACAAACUGACCCUGAGGACAGCCCCUGCGAAACUGAAGGGGAGACCCCACUCACGCAGACCGAGCAGCACAUGCAACAAAGCCAGACAGACACACAGGAUUCAUUGGACUCUGGCGCCGCCCUGGAGGAGAGCUCAGGAAUGGACCUGGAUGCAGAGGCUGUCAGAGAUGCUGAGAACAACAUCAACAUUGCCAGGCAGGACAAUCAACCCUGUGACAACAUGGAGCAGACUCAGACUGACACCAUAAGCUGUGAUUCGGGUUCAUGCCGCUGUGAUCAGAACGCCAACACCAGCAAGACCAACAGGAACCACCCGCCGCCAUGCCAACCAACCUCUGGCCACAACCCCCACCUCCAACUGUUCCCUGACAACCAAUGGGAAGCAUCACCCCCCUCCCAUUUCCAUCUCCCUCCCAUAGACUUCUCAUGUAUGCAUCUGCAGAAAGAAGGCCAUGACCCCGUCCCAGCUUUCAAAUCCUGGCAGGACGACAGUGAGAGCGGAGAAGCGCAGCUCUCCCCGCUGGCCGGUCGCAUGAUUCGUCUCCCCCCGCUGCUCCUCGAGGAGGAUGGCGAGGAGGACGAGGAGGAAGGAGGGCAGGAAGCCUCCCCCUCCUCUUCCUGCUCCCACCCUCACCUCCUGGCGCGACGCUUUCUCGAUUUCGGAGCGCACGGUGCGCAGCGAUUUCUCCAGCAGGACCCAGACGCCACCUCUCCCACCAAAGCACAGAGGUAUGAUGAGGCGCGGCCAUCCAGCGGCAGCUUGCACACUACUAGGCCACGGCGAGCGUCGUUUGGCUCCAAAGAGGCGAUGAGAGGAGGAGAUUCAGUGACCCACCAACUCACCAAGAAGCUUCAGCACCUGAAGAAGAAAAUUAAGCAGUUUGAAGAGCAAUUUGAGAAGGAGAGGAACUAUAAGGUUCUUCUUCGGCCCAUGCUUCACCCUCCCAACAAGUUUCAUGAACAUCAGCCCUCACAUGGAGACAAGGCAGCUAACCCCAAAGUCCUCAAAUGGAUGACCGACCUCACAAAGAUCCGCCGGCAGAUUAAAGGACGCCAGCACCACCUUUUACCCAGAAGCACGCUGAGGCACCAGGCUUUGCUCCAUUCAUACAGACGCCACCAUGCUCCCUCCUCCCCUUCCUCCUCCUCCUCCUCUAUCUGCUCACCUCCCCAUCACACACUCACCCCCCCGCUCCACCCCUACUCAGGCCUGAGCUCUAGACCGUAUCACCUCAAUGCCAAACACCGCGCAGAGAGCGAGCUCGGCCCCCUGACUCGUCCUCGGAGCAACACCUUACCCAAGAGCUUCGGCUCCACGCUGGACCAAGGCGCUUACGAUGCAGAGGUCAAGGAUCAGCAUCCCACCAGGGAGGAAACACUGGAGCUGAUCCAGCACAGGGUCAAAGGGAAGAAGCAGGAGGACGGCUGGCCUGAUGACAUCAAGAAGAUGACCAAGGAGCAGUUGUCCUGCGAGAAGACGGUCCUUCAGAAGAACCUGUUGCACUAUGAGGGCCUGCACGGUCGACCAGUGACCAGAGAGGAGCGUCUGGUGGUGAAGCCUCUCUACGAUCGCUACAGAUUGGUCAAACAGAUGCUCACCAGAGUCAGCAUCACACCCAUCACAGUGUCCCCUUCCAGUAAGAGGCGAAGUCAGACCCUCCAGCCAAUCAUUGAGGGGGAAACCGCUCACUUCUGGGAGGAGAUCAAAGAGGAGGAGGAGGACGAGCGGAAAGAAAGAGAGGAAGGAGAAGAAGAAGACCAGAGGGAGGAGGAGAAGGAGGAGGAGGAGGAAGAAGAGGAUGAGGAGGAGGAAGGAGAGAGCAGCGGUGGGGAGAUGCAGAGCUCUGAGGUCAUCAUGGCCGUCGACCUUGUGACCUCGUCUGAGGGAUCAAUGACGAGGAGCCAGAACCAGCCCGACAGGCAGAGCGAUUGUUCAAUUCGAGGCAAGAUGGAGGAGGGGUCGGGGAAGCUGGCGCUGGACCUGCGGCUGUCCAGCUCCAACGCCUCGUCCAUGCCAGAGCUGCUGGAACAGCUGUGGAAGGCCAGAGCAGAGAAGAAGAAGCUGAGGAAGACCAUCCGGGAGUUUGAGGAAGAUUUUUAUCAGCAUAAUGGAAGAAACGUUCAGAAGGAGGACCGGGUGCCGAGGCUGGAGGAGUACAGGGAGUACAAGAGGAUCAAGGCUAAACUUCGCCUGCUGGAAGUUCUCAUCAGCAAACAGGAUUCCUCCAAAUCCAUCUAGACCCGCCUCCCCGCUGUCACCACACACAUCAGCUCUGCUGCGAGCGAGGACCCGCCCAGGACGCCAUCACACCGGGGGGGGGGGGGGGGGACGGGUUCAACAAACGCAUCACAUGACUUCCCAGGAAUCAGGACACGCAGACUUCACGACCUCCACCUGGUGUGCUGCAUUUAUGUCAUGGAGUAAACCUAAGUAGAGUGACUUGCUGGUUCAGAGUUACAGGACAACAUGUCAUUAUUUAACCUCAGGAACAUUUUGAGGGAUUUAACCUGCGUUUUAAUGACAGCAGCCAAAGUUAAGUUUUGGUUCUUGGGCCUGAGUUUCUGGUAGUACUUUGCAAUACCGUAGCAACUUGUAACAUCUGACGUCUUCAGGACAGCAGCUGUGCGUUCAUUCAGACUGCAACCAACAUCUGGUUGUUGCUCGUGUUGGGGGUUAGGGACGGGAGUUUCUUACUGACCAGUAAUUGUAAUUAAUAAGCAGUAAAUUAAAAGAACAUGAUGAAUGUAUAAAAACUACAUCUCAUAUCGUUUUUAAUACUUAAUCGGCCAAAUUUGCCAAAUCUUUGUGGUGGAAAAGUAAAGACUCAAUGUGCUAAAAGAACUUUUAGCUUCUUUUUGUUUUUUGUUUUUGUUCCUGGAACAAUUUUUGCUGAAAAGUGUGAGCGUGAGUUGAAAAAUCUUUGAGCAAGUUUUAAGCAUUUGAUCACUUAAAUCAUUGUAUUUGUUAAAUGAUUAUUUAUAUAUGUGACUGUAGGUAGUUUCUUGGUUGGGGAUUUCAGAAUGUGGAGAUAUAAACUCUUGACUUUAAUUGACCACUUUUAAAAGGUGACGUGCAUUUUCUUUUGCAACGAUUCUUUUCUGUGACAUGAAUGCAGCACCGGUUAAACUUAAAAUCACUCUCGUCAGCCACGACGGAUCCUCCGCUGCCUCGUCCGACUGCGUUUCAUCUAAAGCACGGCCGCAGUUUGGAAACAAGAAGAAGGAAUCCUCAUCGCUGUUUCUCUACAUCCCCGACGUGACUCGAGACUCGUCUUCUGAGAGGGAAAAAAACAUUUAGACUUUUUAAUUUCAGGAACUUUCUUUUUCUUUUUCGCUGAGGAAUCUUAUCGGACAGCUCGAGGACUGGCAUUUCAGACGCUCUUCACUCAAGACACUCAAUCUUUCCUCCUUCGCCUUCCUUCAGGGAGUCACGGUUUCUUUAAGCGACCCUCCUUGGCGCCAGGCGAUGAGUUCUUUUAUUGUCAGUAAAACUUACUUUAACAUCCUGGAUGCUUCACACCUUCUGACGGAUUUUUAAAUUCAUUCACAUGUUUAGAAACAAGUUUGUGCGUGUAUUCUUGUUAAAAAAAAAAAGAAGAGAAAAGUGUGUACAUACAUGUUUGUGAGACACGAAUGAAAAAGAAUGUGUGGUAUUCUAAGGGAAAAUCGAAAAAAGCAAAUUGUAUUAACUCCCAGAGUGACCUUGGAGCUGAUUGUGAGAGACUGAAUUUCCUUUUAUUUCUAUUAUUCAGCGUUUUUUGUUCUAUUUUGGCAAUAUUUGUCAGUAAGAUCACACAACUUCGUUUCUCACGAGCCUCUUGGGGAAAAGAAACUCUGCUUUUAAGUCGUCUAAAGCUCAAUCUUCUGAGUUUUUAAAUCAUAUACUUGUGAUUUUUAUAUUUCUGAUGGCACUUAAAGCAGCAUUAAACUAAAGAUGCUCACAGGAAACAGUCAGAUUAGGACAUUUAAUGGUUGUUGCAGAAAUCAUCUGGAAAGUUCUGCACUAGUGACUUUUCUUUGUUUUUCCUCGUCUCUUCACUUGUUCAGUUUGCUGCAUGGCGAUGUGGCAGGUCCUGAGGGAUUAUGGGUAAUAAAUGCUGAGGAGAGAAGCCAGUAUCUGGUCCACGCUGCUGCAGUUUCUCUGAAACCAAAAGCAUGUUGGCUACAGGAAGUGGCGGUCUGACGGAGAGUCUCCCAAAUAUCAGUCAGCAGUUGCUGUGCAGCUCAAGUGACCCUCACUGAUUGGUCUCUGGCGGUGCUGGUUUGGAUAAAGUUCGCUUGUAGCUGUGUUGUUUCUCUAAGGAGCAAACUCUGCCAGCACACUGUCUGUCUGGUUAACUGAGAUUUUCUCCCUACUGGUGAGUCAGUGCUGAGGGUCGGAUUAGCACGUUAGCACGUUAGCAUGGUGCUGAGGAAGGGAAGAUGUUUCAAUCCUCGGCUGCGUUUCUCUUCGGUCCCGGUGAAGUUUCAUUUCCUGCUGGCAGGUGAAAUGAGGGCAGGUGAGGAGGAGAAAGCUUGUCCUCCUCACUUUUCUUCUUCGUAGAGGCCAUGCUGUCUUAUCAGACAGACGUCAUGAUGUCACAGUGUGAUUUGAAAUGCGGGACGAAGAAAUUUCCAACUAUCGCUAAACUUCUGGCUUUAGCUGGCGAGUUAGUAAAGCGGCUGUUUCGGCAGAUGGAGUUCUAUUAUCAGAACCUCUUCGGCUCGUUGUUUGUGAGGAUGUUUAAGGCCGAUAAGACAUAGUAGUGCUUUCCUUUGCUGAAUUAAUGUACAUGUACCUGCCUGAAACUAAGUUGACUGCAGUCUUUUGUCUGCCAGUGGACGGCAGACGUGAUGGUUUGGAAUCUAAGUUUGGAAUGAGUGGAGUUUAGUGUUUGAGUGCGCGUGAAGGACACGAGGAGGGCGCGGCGUGUUCGUCAGGACGGUAAAGUUUGUAGGGUUGAUGUAAAAAGAUGUUAUUUGCACAGCAUUCACAGAAUGCAGCCCUUUUUUGUGUUUUUUCAUUUGUUAUUUCUAAAAAUGAAGCACUACUUCUAUACAAAUAUAAAUAUAUACUGUACAUAGACAAAUUAAAAAUUAAAAAAACACCCGAAGGAAUGAAUGUCAGAAAUGUUUAAAUUAUUUCAAACAUUAUGUUUGGCCCCCUUUGGUUCAUUAUAUUUGUGAUGCCCUAAGAAUGUGUUUUUUAUUAUUAUAAAUAUUGCUAUUACUAUCAUAUCCAUUAUUUUGUGUGAUAAUGACAAUAAUAAUCCUUUUGUAUCUACUCACAAACUGUAAAACCAGCUGUAGAAGUUAGUCUGGCACUGUGUGUGGCUAAUCAACCCUGAACCUGCUCCGUUUCCUCACUUAUUUUUGUCGCUCUGUGUAAUAUAAGCUAAUAUAGAAGUAGUACUGUAGUGAGCUUGCAUGGCAAAAGAGAACAUAAUAGUAUGAAUAACAUGAUGUAUUGUUUAUAUUAUUUGUGCCAUGAAGAAGCAGCAAUAAUAAAAGUUUGCGUGGAGGUUUUACAGUAUCGGGUCAUGGGUAAUGAUGUGUGGGAUCGACUUUGUGUGUGAAUAUUUGUGGUUCAACACUUUAUUUUUUGACACGCACGCACACACACACACACACACACUGCUUAAACGGUUUGUUUUUACCACUGUUGUCAGCAUAAUGUUCAUGUUGGCGCUGCUGAAAAACCAAAAUAAGAAUAACAUAACACGAGGGAGUGAAAAGCCAAUGACAGAAAAACAUUCCAGUUUUUAAUCAUCGUUCAAAAAGUGGAAACAACCCAUCGUCGAUCUCUGAAGGGCUUUUCUUUUACUUUGUUUCUUUUACUUUGUCUAACAAAGGUGAGCAGUUGAUUUGUUUGGCGCCUCCGUUUCUUAAAAUCGACUUUGUUUGACAUUGUGCCUGCAACAGAGUGGUAAAACUGUAAACGUAUUCUGUCUCUCGUCAGUGUACAGUCUGUUCCAUCUUACCCAUCUGACAUGCAUGGUUGUUUCACACACCGGGAACCAACAGCAGAAGUUUCUGUCAAAGAUGUCUCGCAGGUCAACGCUCCUCUUGGAAAUGUCCAACACAUGAUCAGUUUUUUGGUCAAAACGGCAA